This is a messenger RNA of Myxozyma melibiosi, 2131 nucleotides long. RefSeq lists its product as uncharacterized. The coding region runs from base 227 to 2059 and encodes 610 amino acids. Gene Ontology annotation, biological process: phosphorelay signal transduction system. The transcript is spliced from 2 exons. NCBI's taxonomy places the organism in Eukaryota, Fungi, Ascomycota, Lipomycetes, Lipomycetales, Lipomycetaceae. The record is from RefSeq and is a predicted model, not a curated record.
UGUAGAUCGUCGAAGCCUAAACUCCAAGCUCAUGCACGACUCGAGCUUCCUGCAUCCACUCACUUACUCCGCAGUAGCCUGCCCGCGAAGACCGGGAGCUUAGCUCGAAACGUGCACUCUUUUCUUGUCUUUUGCGAAGUCUUUUUGGUUUUGGAUUCCCAGCACGCGGCUCGGGUACAGACUUUGCCCAUCCACUUCAGCUGACACCCCCCCUGGUCGAGAGAUCAUGGCGACAAGAAGAGUGUGGGUUCGGCGGCCACAUGGGGUGGCAACAACCAUCACGGUUUCGCCUGAUGAUAUUGUCGACGAUUUGAAAAGCGCGUUGAUCCGAAAGUACUCAAUAGCGCUUGGCCGCAUACACGACGCCCCAGACCUGAUCAUCAAAAUGGCCGGAAGUUCAUCCUCGCAUUCGUCGUCUCACGGUCAUCGCCGGAAGCGAAACGAGGCAGUACGCAGAGAACUUUCGUUUAUCGAAUCUGGGCAUCAAAAUAAUCAGGCUCAUGGUCACUCUCAUUCGCAUUCCCACGGUCACUCGCAUUCUCACAAUCAUAAUCACAACCAAGCAACCGCGAGUUCGAAAGAUGACGACGGGGUGAUUCUACCGCCCGAUGUUAACGUCUUUGCUGUUCUGGACAAAAAUUUUCCAGAUGGCAUGACUAUGCAGGAUGCGUUUGUCGUUGAUGUCCUUGACUAUAAUGCGGUCGACGAUGCAGCAUCAGACGAUGACUACGAUCACUCCAAGCUGUCCUCUACACCUCCGCAUUCCAGCGCUCACUCAUCUCCCGCCCCUUCAGAGACCCGAUCAUCGAGCAGACGCAGCCAUCAUAGUGACGAUGAUGUACACAGUCAACGGGCGUCUAGCGUUGAGCCUUUUCUCUCUCACAACUCCAGCACCAGUACCAGCUCUGUCCACAAUCAUGCUUUGCGCAAGCAAGUUACAGCCUCUCAAAGUGGCGGGUCCGUGAAUGUUAGCGACACGCAAGUCUCUACAACAUCAUCAGCGAUCCAAGUAAGCCAUGCUGUCUCUUCCAGGCCACAACCUCAGCCUUUGCAACAGACGACUGAAAGCCACCGUACGCCGUCAAAUUCCUCUUUGGACGACGAGUCGAGUACUCGCACGCAAUCGCCUCAUCCACGCAGUACUCAUGGACACUCAUUUGCUGGGGCGCAUACAAGCACAACUGUGACAAAUACCAAAGCUCAGGUACAAACUCUGACUCAGAAAGCGACACUGCAGACUACGCCGACAGAGACAGAAACUACCAAUGACCAGCAGGAAGGAGAGCAGAUUUUACAAGUGGAGACUGUUGACGUUGAGAAAUCAGAGGCGACUAUGGUGUCUGAUAGUACGGAAGCAGUGGGAAGCAAUCCCGCAGGUACUUCGUCGCUAAAGACAAAGAGCGUGAGUGCUUCGCGCCCUGCGAAGGAUAAGCAACCCCAGCAAUCGUACAACACUUCUUCUUUGUUGGAUGGUAUAGUGCCUCCAAUCAAAGUUCUUAUCGUUGAAGACAACAUCAUCAAUCAGAGGAUUCUGGAGACUUUUAUGCGAAGGCGAAGAAUUCGGUCAAACGUCGCCAAAAAUGGAAAAGAAGCGGUCGAGAAGUGGCGUGAAGGUGGUUAUCAUUUAGUACUGAUGGAUAUCCAGCUUCCUGUACUUUCUGGAAUUGAGGCAACAAAAGAAAUUCGUCGACUUGAAAGACGAAACCGGAUAGGUGUCUUUGUCGAUCAGGAUUCCACAAAUAUCAAAGAUGAAGAUGUUCUUCCGCCUCACCGAUUCAAAAGCCCAGUUAUCAUUGUGGCUCUGACUGCGAGCUCACUUGAUAGUGACAGAAAAGAAGCUCUUGCCGCUGGAUGUAAUGAUUUCUUAAUCAAACCCGUCAAUCUGGUCUGGCUGGAACGGAAAAUAACAGAGUGGGGUUGUAUGCAAGCGCUCAUUGAUUUUGAAGGUUGGAGACAAUGGAAAGGGACAGACGAAGCUGAAAAAGAUUCAAAUGGUAACGGCGGUAGCUUUUCGCGACAGCCUAGACGACUGAAGCAAACGGUAGCACGUGCGAAAUAGUGAUGCGAAUCUAUCCAAAGCUUUCUUUAAGGCGGAUUGUUUAGUCUGUGUUUUAAAGUAGACAAUUUUAUA